Stylonychia lemnae is the source of this 1578-nucleotide messenger RNA. NCBI's taxonomy places the organism in Eukaryota, Ciliophora, Spirotrichea, Sporadotrichida, Oxytrichidae. The record is from the annotation of a GenBank genome assembly.
AUGGGAGAAUCAAAAAGCUCUUCAGAAAAUAGCAAUGAAGAUGUCUACAUCAAGCUUGGUUUCAUCCUCUUCAUUUUUAUUGAAACUGUUUUAUUUGGAAUAAUACCUUAAAGAUGGAAGGCGUGCAGGAAUAAUGAUUACUUCUUAUCCAUUGCUAAUUGUUUCAGUGGAGGAGUAUUUUUAGCAAUAGCAUUUGUGCAUAUCAUCCCUGAGAGUACCCAGAUAUAUUACUAGUAUAAAUACACCCAAGAAUUCUUAGACAGUGAUAUAACUCUCAAAUUACAUCAGAGAUAUCAUGAUAAUAUCCCAAAACUAUUAGCUCAAAGGAAACUUCUUACUUCUACUAGAGGAAAUCAAAAUGUGACAAUCACUAUUAAUGAGCUUUCAGAUAUUGUAAGUGAUUAUAUUGGUGAAAGCUAUGAGAACUUCCCUCUGCCUUUCGUCUUAGUAUUCGCUGGAUAUGCUUUUAUUUUACUACUUGAUAAAGUAUUGAUCGACAAUCAUGCUCACAGUGAUAAUGAUGAUAGCCAGAAUCAAGAUGAAGACAACCCUUUCUAUUCACAACCAUCAGAGACAGCCUCUCCAUCUCCACUGUUAACAAAUAAUUCAAAAUAAAAGAUGGUAUCAUCAAAUAUUUAAGACUAGUACAAGGACAUAGAUACGUAUAUUUAGUAUGAAGAUUCAUAAAAGAAGAGAUUUAAAUCGAAUGAGGAAAUGAAUAUUACCUCUAAGAUGCUAAGACGAAAGAGCAUUUAAGAAGACAUUAAGUUAAGACAAGACUUCAAAAAAUUGGUCUCAAGGAACGAUAAACUAUCAUCCCAUAUGAGUGCAUUGAUCUAAGAUCGUAGUUCUAAUAAAUAGAUUAGUAAUAGACAAACUAAGAAUUCUAAUCUAUUUAAAAGUCUUGAUAAUGUAAACUCUAAUGUGAAGCAUUAUAGCAGUAAUAAGGCAACAAGUGGCAAUUUUUCAUAGGAUUUUAAUGGAUAGGAAGAUGCUGCAUCUAGAGAAAGAUUAGAUACUAUUUCAGAGUAGAGUUCAGAUAAUCAAAAUGAGAAAGAUAAAACCAAAAAUAUCAAUACUAGUCAAGAUUAAGUAGAACAUGUGCACAAUCAUGGAACAUCAUGCCGUGUAUAUCUAUAGUCAUUGGCAUUAUUAAUAGCACUUACAACUCAUUCAAUAUUCGAAGGAAUAGCUUUAGGUUUGAUAUCAGAUGUUGCAGGAAUGAUUAAUAUAAUGCUUGGCUUAAUUUGUCACAAAGGUCCUGCUGCAAUGUCACUUGGCAUUUCUCUAAGCAAAAGAUUUAAGUAAAAGUCUGAAUAAAGAAAAGCGAUUGUUCUAAUCAUCUUGUUUGGGCUAGCGACACCUAUAGGCAUAGGUAUUGGAAUGCUAAUUAAAUCGACUAGUAGUUUAGUUGAGGUCCUUUUCAAUUCAUUUGCUGCUGGGACUUUUAUAUACAUUGCAGCAAGUGAAGUAAUUGUUGAAGAAUUCAGUAUACUUGGGCAUAAUAAGUGGAUUAAAAUGCUAUUUUUUGUAAUUGGAGCUGUAAUAAUUACUUGUAUGUGGCUUCUCGAAUCUUGA